This is a messenger RNA of Manihot esculenta (cassava), 666 nucleotides long. RefSeq names its product histone-lysine N-methyltransferase, H3 lysine-9 specific SUVH5-like. Lineage: Eukaryota; Viridiplantae; Streptophyta; Magnoliopsida; Malpighiales; Euphorbiaceae. Gene Ontology annotation, cellular component: nucleus. The coding region runs from base 1 to 666 and encodes 221 amino acids. The transcript has a single exon. The record is from RefSeq and is a predicted model, not a curated record. Gene Ontology annotation, molecular function: zinc ion binding; histone methyltransferase activity.
AUGGAGAAGGAUGGAAUGAAAUUAGCUACAAGCAUUGUUUCAAGUGGUCGAUAUCCGAAUGUCAUGAAUUCAUCUGAUGUCUUAAUUUAUUCAGGAGAAGGUAGGAAUCCAUUGGUUCAAAAUAAGCGGCCACCUAAAGAUCAAGCGCUCACACAUGGCAAUCUUGCACUAAAGAACAAUAUGGAUCAAAAAGUCCCCGUGAGAGUUAUCCUUAAGCAAAUGUGGAAAGGUUCUAAGGUAUCUACAUAUGUUUAUGAUGGCUUAUACCAUGUGGAGAAAUGUUGGCAAGAAAGAGGGAAAUUUGGCAAACUUAUUUUCAAAUUUAAGUUGAAAAGGAUUUCAGGACAACCAAAGCGAACUCAAGGAUUACCAUCCAAAAUAGAUAAGUACCCAUCUAAUCGAAAGGUUAUUUUAGCAAGUAAUACUUUUGAGGACAACAAAAAAGUAACAGUUGGAACGAGGAACACACUUGAUGACAAGAGACCUUCAUCACAUGUUUUCGAUAAAACUUAUUCUGUGAUUUUCAAUCAAUCCAAGUCAAUUGGUUGUGAUUGCAUUGAUGGAUGCUCAGAUUUUAAAGAUUGUUCAUGCAAAAUAAAGAAUGGGAAAGUUCUUCCUUACGAUCACAAUGAACGUCUUAUUGUAAGAAAGCUUCGUAUUUUCUGA